GUCACCGACGCGUCUCCAGACGGCAGGCUGCUCCCCAAAUUGCCUUUCCUCGUUGCAACCCGCGUCUGGCGUAUAGCUGUAUCUUUUGCAGACGCUUCCUUCUAUAUAGCUGUCGCUGAGCUUGAGCUGCUCCAUUCCCGCAACCCCCUUGUGUCCCGACAACGCUGGGAGCCCAUUCUCGCACCGCACUUCGUUAGGUUAGUUUAGAUCACAUCAUUCUCAGGUUUGUUUUAGGCUUUUAGCCUACACCUGUCGCCUCAAUUAAUUCGCUGUGGAGGGGGAGAUUCGGAGGCAUUAGCAGAAUCAAAAUCCAUGGUGCUGUACGCCGAUCUCGACGCGCUCCGGGCGUCGGCGGCCGACGUGCGGAUCGUCACGUCGGACGGCCAGACCAUCGCCGCACACUCCUACGUUCUUGCCUCGGCGUCGCCGGUGCUGGAGAGGAUGAUCCACAGGGCGCGCCGCGGGUGGGGCGCCGCCGACUGCACUGUCGCUGUCUUCGGCGUCCCCUCCGACGCCGUCAUCGCCUUCCUCCACCUACUCUACUCCUCCAGGGUGGCGCCCGGAACGGAGGAGGAGCUGGUGGCCGCGCACGGGCCGCAGCUGCUGGCGCUGGCGCACGCGUACCGCGUCGAGUGGCUGAAGCGCGCCGCCGAGGCCGCCGUGUCGGCGCGGCUGACCGCGGACCGCGCCGUGGACAUGCUCAAGCUGGCCAGGCUCUGCGACGCGCCGCUGCUGUACGCGCGGUGCGCGCGCCUGGCCGCCAAGGACUUCGCCGCCGUCGAGGCGACCGACGGGUGGCGCUUCGCGCGGCGCCACGACCCGGCGCUGGAGCUGGAGCUCCUCCAGCUGCUGGAGGGCGCGGACCAGCGGCGGGCGCGGUGGGCGCGGGCGCGGGCGUCGCAGGAGGCGUACCGGCAGCUCGGCGAGGCCAUGGGCUCCCUCGACUGCAUCUUCGACGCGGCGUCCGCAGGCCCGGGAACGUGCCGGGACGGCGACGCCACGUGCCAGGGCCUUCGGCUGCUGAUGCGGCAUUUCGCCGCGUGCGCGCGCAAGGCCGCGCCGGGCGGCUGCGCGCGGUGCAAGCGCAUGCUGCAGCUCUUCCGCCUCCACGCCUCCGUCUGCGACCGGGCCGAGCUACAGGACCAGCCGUGCCGUGUGCCGUUCUGCAGCCAUUUCAGGGCGAAGAUGCAAGCUGAGAAAGCGGACAAGACAUGGCGGCUCCUGGUGAAGAAGGUGAGGAGGGCUAGAGCGAUGGUCAGCUUGGCCAACAGGCAGGUGCCGGAGGUUGUGGCUAUGUCGUGGGUGAAGUACAGCAGCAGCAAAUGGGCGCGAAACUGAGAUACUCCCGGUCCGGCAUGCAUGGUGUAGCCUUCUGCAAAUUUUUUUUGCGUUGUUGGACUAUGAAUGCAAUCCGACGAUUGCCAUGCAAACGAGGUCAUGAGGUCUGUCUGAAACAAAAAUAAAAAUGUAGGCAGAGUCGAUUCUUGCCAGAUAGAUUUAGUGUUUAUUUUUUUGGAGAGAUAUAAGGAGAAUAUAGUGCUGUUGUAUAUCCCUAUAUAUCAUGCAAUCAACUUGGACUUGUGUACCAGAAUUCAGAAGCAAAUAUGUUCGUUUAAUAAAUUUGAAGGUAGCCUAUCAUUUUGGUAAA
This is a messenger RNA of Zea mays, 1648 nucleotides long. RefSeq names its product BTB/POZ and TAZ domain-containing protein 2. The record is from RefSeq and is a predicted model, not a curated record. Gene Ontology annotation, molecular function: protein binding. NCBI's taxonomy places the organism in Eukaryota, Viridiplantae, Streptophyta, Magnoliopsida, Poales, Poaceae. Gene Ontology annotation, cellular component: nucleus. The transcript has 4 exons. The coding region runs from base 313 to 1338 and encodes 341 amino acids.